GGUUUGACCAAACUAGAAAAACAUGGAGUGAGUGUUCAAAUUCUUCUUGCUCUAUUGUAUUCCUACAUGAUGCUUAUUUCUGCAUGCAAGGUCCGGAACCCACCACUAGAGCAUCUUCUUCUUCUUCGCGAUCAUCAAGAAUUCAAAAAAAAAGAAUAGCUGCCGCGUCCGCGAUUUAUCCACACGCACGGAGGCAGGUGGAAACUUCUAGUACAAUAACAAGAUCAAGACGAGGAAGGACAUCAAGCUUAAGUAGGUGAACAGUCUCGUCCCUGAGUACUAUAACAUCAAGGAGCUUAAUGAGUAGAAGAUGAACAACCUUGUUCGCGAGUUGGACCUCGACGGAAACGGAGGUGGAUCGGGUGCCAUCCGAAGCACCUCCACUGCUUCCAAGGACUUUCAAAAUUUGGUCGAGCACACAAUCGAAGUUAUGCCAGUAGACUACUAUGUGUCGUGCACGUGCUCGUCUGUAAGUAAUACAAGUAGUACCACCACGAGUUUUCUAUAUUUGCGGAAUGCACUCUAGUAGAGUAGCCUCUCCCAUCAAUCCAUGUUCUUCCGCAUCCACAUUUAUUCAGCUAUAAUCUGCUUCGAGAUCUUCUCGUCAGACUCAACACGCGCACUUUAAGAUCACAUCUAUCUCGAAUACAAUGCCCCCAAAAGAAGUACUUGGUCCAUACCCUAGAAGAAAUGUGAAGAAGUACUAUAAUUCGCUCACCAAGUAAGAGGAGGGGGUCCCCGAGAGAUAUUGAGUCAACAAGAAUGAGGAGCAAACCAGCAUAGUGUUAGUAUUCAUCUUCUGCGCGUUAGCCAUCAUAAUGAUAGCACUAUAGUACUCAACAAGAAUGAGAAGAACUCCUCAUCUUCUCUAAAAACGCCUUUUGUCGACCGUCAGAAACAAGUGGAGCGCCAGAGGCAGUGAAGGAUGUGCACCAGAUUAAUUGCGAGGUUCGUCAGGAUUUCGAUGACGUUGCUCACCAGACCGCAGCAAAAGUUAUGGCUCCCGAAUCGUCCAUUUCGAGAUGGUACAUCCUGAAGAAGCCUACCCCAACGCCCCAUCUUCAGAAGCAUCGUGGUGGGAGGUGUCCGUUGUCUCAGAUAGUGACUGCACCUUGAAGAAGCUUUUCAAGAACAGGGAAAGACUUUCACCGGGAUUAGUUCUCAUCUUCAGAUAGAUAUAGAAGAACCGCUGUCCUGCUCUAAAAGCCCUCGCGAACUUGCGCAGUUACGCAAUCAGUUACGAUUGCUCGACCUCGAAUACAAAUGGGUUUUGGAUAAAGGUACUUAGUGAAAAACAAAGCUUAUUAAUGACGGAAAACGCCAUUAAAGCAUUACAUUAUCCGUCAGGAAUUUGCUCAUUCUUUGAUGCUAAAGCAAAUUGUAUGUUGCAUGUAUAUUUUUGGAGGUUCAUUUUUAUUAGCGCAUUUGUUAAGAUGGAUCAUUGAUGGAUGGCAUGCUUGGACUAGAAGUAAUGUUGUACUACUCAACGCCAUCAUCUAGUACUUCUAAUGUUAUUGUUAAACUUGUAUUCCAUUAAAUAAUUAUGUUCAUCUUGAUCACCUCGCAACAGAGCGCGAGCAGCAGCAAUUGGCUCGUACCGAACUUGCCGACUUGGCCUCACCCAGAGCAGCGUCAUCAAGAACUGAGAUCGAACCCUACCACCCUUCAUCCAGCAGCUCCUACAGCAAAUUUCCUGUUGUAUCUCUAUCCUUGACUUUGGCUUUGCCAUCUUCUCUUCCUCCUCUUCGAUUUGCUAUCCUUAGCUACUCUGCAGCACGAUUUCUCAUCCGAUUAGAUGCGACCCUUUUUACCUUAUCUACUCUACAUGUUAACUCUAAAACUCAUCAAUCACAACCAAUGUCAUUAACUUUCUCAGACAAGGCAACAACCUCACCCUCCUCACUCCAUUGUGUGCGUUUUCGAUUAGCGUAUCUAACUGCGAGGUAAGUGAAGUUAAAUGAGCUACAACCUAAACUGAUCGCCACUAUUUUCCACCACAGAAAUUGAAAUCUUCUUCUUCUACGCCACUUCUUCUACGAUCUUUCCUCUUCUACCCCACCGCCAGGACCCAAGUGGCAUGUCCGUGAGUGAAAAGAUCUCCUUUCUUCGUGGUGAAAUUGAGAGUACGACAGUCCAGCACAAGGUGUAUGCGCACAUGAAAACGAGGUUGGAGAAGGAAUUGCUGAUUCUCACGGAAAAAAACGGCAUACUGGAAAGACAUUUGCAGAGAAAAAAGAGAGAAUGGUACGGCCUAAAAAUAAAGAUAAUACAGGGAGAAUUGAAGAUGGAGCAUGGUACGCUACUAACUAAGUAACCAUUUUUAGUUGAUGUCAGCACUGGUACUAGCAUUAAUACUUCUUGUUAUUCUGCUGAAAACACCGUGCUGCAAAAUUCGUACAAGAGGCGAUACCCCGCCUUCGUGUACUCUCAAGACUUUAGUAGGUAGUCGUAGACUUUAUUCGUUUGCAGCAGCACCAGCAGCAAGAUCAUUUGCAGUGUCUUCUAAUUACCCGACAAAAGAAAAGAGGAGGUGCGAAAGGUGGAACAGUGUAGAGAAACAGAGGUAGUGGCCCUCUUUGAACGAACGAAAGCAGAUGCGCAGAAGGAGUUUACUCUGAAACAACAAGCGGCCCAAGCAAUGUUUAGGACAUUGCAGGAUAAGUUAUGGAUCUAUGCUCUAAAUAAAUGAACACUGUCUUUGUGACAUUCCAGUUUUUCGAAUCACGUCUUCUGCACGUGAAUGAAUCACUUGCAGCACUUCUAAGUACAUAGUAGUUCUUACAACGUUGAGUCAUAGUGUCAACUAGUAGUACUAAGUAAUAACUAGAAAAAUAUUAAGCAGAUUCAUUGAUUGAAGCGGCGCAUUAACAACUUGAGUUCGAACCUCUCUAACGGCUAAGAACACUUUGAAACGGCGUUUAGAUUUUCAACGAUGGCGGCGGGACCUUGCCUUAGAAGCGGGAAGUGAGAGCUUUCACUUUCGUGCCGGUCGUCUCCGGAAGCUGUGGGCAUUGGAAAAACUUCAAGGCAACUACCUACAGAAAGUCAUCUUCUCGCAAGUGGAGUUAUGAGCGAAUUUCUUAAGGUUAAGCGUAGAUCUGCCAGAUCUUGUAGAAGGUGGGUCAGACAUAUGUGAAGCCAUGCUAUCAAUAUUUAUAAUUCUUUUUGAUUCGUAUUCCGCUGUUAUCUUUUGCUGUUCGUUGUGUCGUGAGUGUAGUGUAUAGACAGGAGAUGCAACGAACAGAAAGUAUACGGGUAAUCAAAGCUCGAUUUACGAAAACAUUUUCACAGAUGAAACUCGGAGUACUAUGCCUAGUCUACUAGACGCCGCGACAACAUCCUGGUGGCUCUCUUCUUCUAACCUAUAAAAAGCAAGAAACAGAGGAAGGAUUUCUAUUAGACUUCUAAUUCCUAAGAGCCAAGAAACAGAGGAAGGCUUUCAGAAGAUCCGAGAGCUGACAGGAUUAACAGACGUGAUGGAGAUCGUGCACCGACUCUUAGAUCGGGACAUAGACCAAGUGCAACUGAAGUCUGCAGUACAUUAAGGCUUGCAGCCCUCUAGAAGACGAGGAUACAGAUAAAUAUGUUAAGUAAUUCAUACUGAGAAUAUGCAUACUGGAGCAUCUCUAAGUACCAGACGCCGAGACAAGAUUGGAACAUUUGCGUGAGGAGCACGCUAGGUUCAAAAACGACACUGAAGAUCUUACUAGUCGCGGAUUCUCUUCGAAAGAGGACGGAAUGGAGAUGGCAACGUAUAGGGAAGUAGGGCAACAAAGAAACCUAUACGAGGAGUUGAUUAAGAAAGGUACUCCAGCUUUUUAGUCUGAUGCAAGAAAGAUAGAAGUGAUAGAUCCCUGAGUGGUUGUAGAGAAAUUUUUUAGUGGAGAAAAAAACGAAGUGCAACGGGCAACUGAGAAUCUUCGUACCACAUUAAUUUAUUAUAGACAUGUAGAAUCUUAGGCAGAUCGCCGACUAGAUUCACAAUAUCAGUAGGACACGCAGCGGACUGUAGUCCUACUUACAACUGUUGCGAUAGACGUGUGACGGACUGUAGUUCUACUUCCAACUGUUGCGAUAUUCCAUGAACACCUCCUAUCUCUCUCGUCCUGUAACCUCGACAGAUACUGAGCUCCGUGGAUGGUUCAAGCGGCAUGCAGUUGCGCGAACGAAGCUGGCUGAAGUGCACAGGACAGUUGAACAUUUGAGAAGUUUCAUGUUUCGAAUAUGCAAGUCGUUGCCGUUGAAACUAACACUACCUGAUGGCACAGUGAAAAGCGUUUUCACGCAAAAUGACUUGGUAUAAUUUUCAUGUUAGUAAAUGUAGCUUCUAGUUUUCAGUUCUACUGACCACCCUGUUCACACAUGACUUGGUUUAAUGCAGAUAGACUAGACGAGCUAGAGAUUGAUAUCGGCACAAGAAAGUGAACAAAAAUAAAGUCGAGCUGAUACUUCAUGAAGCCCAUUGAACCCUCCUAACACCUUCUCUUCCUCCAACCAAUUCUCCAAUCAUUACCAAACUGCUCCAUCCUUGUAUACAGAUGAAUCCCUCCGAGCUAUUGAAGUGUUAUCGAGUGCUUAGUGGUGUCGUAGAGCAAUUUUUGCGCAGCGUGCUCGCAGACAACACUUCAAAGGAGCAAAAGUUUCAACGUAUCGCAUACGCAAAAGCUAAAGCAUACCACGAGCAGUUGAAACUUUUGAAUGACAAGGAGUUUCUCCGAUGCAACGUCCGCAGUACGAAUCAUGCUAUCAACACGAAUCAUGCAAUUGCACAGGACAGUUAAGGCCACUCAGUCACUAUCUGCGGUUGCACUUAGGUAGCCCCUCUACCUCGCGAAUAGGUACAUCAAUCAAUCAAUCAAUCAAUCUCCCUGGGUUCCCCUCAGAAGUCAAGGGGAAUCAAUCAAUGAAUCUGCCUGGGUUCCCCUCAGAAGUCAAGGGGAUUAUUUUAGGGGAGAAAAAGGGAACGAGCCAUCAAUCAAUCAUUUCAUGAUCGAUAGUAGUUUUUAGUGCAGAUUUACUAGUCGUGCUAAGACAGCAGAGACGAAGACAAUGAGUUCCUAGUACGAGAACGCGAAGUGCGUAAACGUGCAGGACGUCUUGCUGCGGAUCAACUGACUCGUGCAGCCCAUAAAGCAGGUGGAGGAGGCCAUAGUUGUAGUGUUGAUCCCCUUCUCCUGACGACACAAACGCCUAGGUCAAGAACAGGCGUGAAAAACAAGAUGCUUUCCAGUAGCACAGCUGGUCCAAGCCAUAGAACGCCAAAGCACCUAGUGGGAGCUGGGGACCAUGAUACGAGAGAAAAGUAUUUUGAACCAUUUUUAAGAUUAUACUUAGGUGGUAGUUCUUCUUAGAAGUAAUGGUUCUUACUUCAUCAUCCAUUGGAUGAGAUGAUGACGAAGGCCAACUUGUACAACUGGUAGUGCAAUAUCUUCUACUUGUGGACGAAUAUAUAAGUACACUCAAAGAUAAUUACAACUACAGCAGAAUUUUAUUUCAGACUUACUUUACAACUGCUCCACCCUACAGACCUUCGAAACGAAUAUCAUCAACAAAAAUAAGUCGAGACGUGGAAAAAUACCUACUGGGAGAGGGCUUGUAUGCAGCUUGGCGACCCGGUGGCUCAACAGCAGACGACAGUCUACAUUUGAGUGGGUUAUGGCGUACAUUUGAUUGAAGAUGUUACGAAUUAUCUACGAAUUAUCUCCUGUACAGUUUCGAUGGAUGGAUUUUUUUUGAUGCAAACAACUAAGCUAGAAAAAAGCAGCACGGCUCUUUUCGCUAAUUCCAACAGGCGGAGACAGUACUAGAGGAGGACACAUGGUUGGAGCAGGAAAUACCUCCAGUUCGGCAUACAACGUCCAACAUGGAGGAGCCCCUAGCGGUACGGAGACAACAGGCCUUGGCGCUUGGCUCAACCGGAACUUCACUAAAGGUAAAGAUGGCGCUAGAGAAGAGCAGCCUGCUUCUAGGACUGAGAAUAGCGUGAAUGUGCCGCCAGGCGCUCUUCAGCCAGCGGCAGCACCUUUGGCGAAUCCGUCACCGAACCUGAGACGACGGCAAAAUCGGAGAACCUGAGAAGACGGAAAAAUCGGAGAGCCUCAGAAGACGGCAAAAUCGGAGAGCCUAAGAGUCCGGCAGAUAAUUUUACGUGUCUGGCAGAGAAUAUUCGACCUGCUCUUCAUCUACUUGCAGUUUCUUCUGCAGGGCCAAUGGACUACUUCUAAACCUACAUACAUGCUGCAGCUAUCUUCGUCUCCGAAUGUUGAUACUUCCCAAUCCCAAGGACGAGUAAUAUUUAAUUCAUGUUGAUCUUUUUUAUGAUUUCAUUUGAGUUUGAAAAACUUCUGUGUAUAAGCCCCGAAGUAGCUAUGUCGCUAUAAUUGCCAUGUAAGUGUAUUGAUGAUAUAAUGAGGUCAAUAAUUUAUUGGUCCAGAGUUUCUGCAAUUUCUUUUGCAUAGAAUGAAGCGAAUAAGCGUCGCCGGUAAAUCUUAGCCAAGCCGAAAUUUUCAAAAACAAGUAAAAAUGACUUGUGUUCCUAGAACGUUUCGUCGGCGGAAAAACUUCAGUGGAGUCUACUAGGCGAAUAAUGGCGACAACGCGACGCAUCUACGCGCCCGCUGGAGUCAGGCCACUGCCUUCCACUUUGCUCGCGCUGUCCAACCGGGCUGAGGGUGUGCGCAAUCGCUAGAACUACAAAACAACGCGGGCGCCCCGCGGUAGGCUUGACUUUUGGGGGGUGCUGCCCAUCCCCCAACUCAUCGAACCUCCGCCGGCCUCGAUUGACACGCGCCGGGCCGCGUCUGUAGCGGCGCCCUUGUGCUGGACCGGUGCGCCGGCUCCCGUGCUGCCCCUGGCGCGGCGGUUCCAUUGUGUGGCGGCGGCGGGUGCGUAGACGGUGUCACGCGGCGUGGCGCACGCGCCUGGUCAUGGUAUGGGCCGGACGGGGUGGCCGUGCAGUGCUUCUUCGCGCCGGGGUGGAUACGUGGAUGCGCCGUGAGGCACGCAGACAGCCACAGGGUGCUGCCCCGCACCCCAGGCCUUGGGGCCGAUUUGCCUAAGCCGUGACCAGCAGGGGAGCGGCAAGUCUCAGGAAAAUCUCAGUUCUGAGACUGAAAAAAGUCUGGCGUUCGAGCUCGAACGCCAGGAUUUGAGAACCUUCGACGACGACCAUGGCCAAUUUCUGGGACUGUUCAAAAGUCUGGCGUUCGAGUGGAACCCCAGAGGUUUUUCCUGUCCAAACACUGACGCAGCAGGGGCCACUCGUUCGGUCUGUGGACAGGAAAACACCCUGGCGUUCGACUCGAACGCCAGACUUUUGCCUCCUCUCAGAAAUCUAAGGAGCCUAGCAUCGGGGGUUUUGAAGUCCUGGCGUUCGAGCUCGAACGCCAGACUUUUUGCAGGCGCGGGACUGAGAAUUCAACUGUCGGAGUUGAGGGGGUGCCUCCCUCGGGCUUGGAAGUUGGUGGCGCAGGCUCUGUUCUGUGUUUGUGCGGGAUGCAAUGGGCGGCCCAUUGUUGGGCCCAAGCUCUUCCAAGGUCGCUUUGCGUAGCACUCGGCCUCUCAUUGUCGUCCAGGGUUGGGGAGCUGAAUUUCUUUGCGGCGUAGCGCGCUUGUUUCUACUUGCUCGGGGAAUGGGAGUAGCUGCUGGAGGGGUACGCGCCGUCCUGACUGCUGGCCGUGUGCUCUGGGGUUCGGGGAUUAUGCUAAGGGCCACAUGCUGGGGGGGCUCUUUAUCGUGUGGCGCGCUGACGCUCACCGGGGCGGGGCGUCGGCAUCUUGAUCCCUCUGCAGCCUUGGCGUCUUGUUAGGGUGUGCAGCGCCGUCCAUGGGGUCCCUGCCAUGCCCCUUCGGGCCUUGUUGGUCUGGUUUCGGCUGGACGGUUCUAGUUUCCGAUGUUUGAAGGUAAAAGCUCCCCGGUUGAUAUGACUGAAGUUUUUCCGCCGAAAUUAGGUGCUACUCCACGAGUCAUGUCAUUUCGUCCGAAACCUAAAAGAGGUGCUCUCGUUUGCUUUCUGAAUCUCAAACAAUAACAAGUGAACGUGGAAAACGUACUAGGAUCUGAGGACCAUGUGUAUCUGCGGAUCUUCGGCUAACCCUGUCAAGACUAUGUCUCGUUUUGCUGCAUCAAAUUUUGCUAGACUGAGUUCUUUCACUUUCUCGUCGUGUUUGGAGUUAGUAACUCCAUCUUCUAUUGUUUCUCUUUCUGCAUUUCUGCGUAACAGGUGUGCACUAGAUAGAGCGAGCACAAAAUUACUACCAUCUUGAUGUAUUCUGCUGCUGAGUUCUUGCUCGUGUUGUUGUUCUGCAAGAUUAUACGAUAUAGAAAACAUCAUCACGCAUAA
Amoebophrya sp. A25 is the source of this 8342-nucleotide messenger RNA. The record is from the annotation of a GenBank genome assembly. NCBI's taxonomy places the organism in Eukaryota, Dinophyceae, Syndiniales, Amoebophryaceae.